GUUUGAUGGAAUCCAUCUACUUCACGAACAAGACGGCUUUGGUUCGUUCAUCACCAUCUGUGAAGUUGUGUUUGUUCUCUUCAUCUUGUACUUCACUGGGCGAGAAUGCUAUCUCCUCUGCAAGCAGGGAUCAAAAUACUUCAACAAUUACUGGUCGUUUGCCGAGAUUUCAAUAAUCUUGGCAAGUUACAUUAGUAUUAUCAUCUACAUUCUCAGAUACUUGGCAGUAAACACUGCCCUUGAAGAGUUCAACAGAACUUAUGGAAAUGGCUACGUUAGGAUGCAAAAUGCUGCUAAUCUCGAUGAGAUUUUCAGCUACUUGAUCGCCUUCAUUGUAUUCGUUGGAACACUGAAAUUCAUCAAGCUACUGAGGUUUAACAAGACAAUAGGGCUCUUGUCGGCCACUAUUCGACGGUGUUGGGACGACCUCAGUGUCUUCCUGAUAGCAUUCGUCCUGUUCUUCUUUGCCUUCGUCUCUGUGUUCUUCGUCCUGCUCAACCAACACCUUGUAGACUUCUACAACUUUAUCAGCGCCGUCAUGACCUGCUUCAGCAUACUGCUGGGCAAGUUCGACUUCAGCCAGAUGACUCAGGCAUCUCCCAUGGUGCCAAUCCUCUUCUUCGUCUUCGUUAUGUUCAUCACGUUUGUUCUCAUGAACCUGUUAAUAACAGUCAUCAUGCAGGCCUUCACGGAGGUGAAAGAAGACCUUCACAAUCAACCCAGAGAUCAUGAGAUAGUGGAUUAUGUGUGGGAGAGCUUCAAGACCUUCCUUAGAAGGGGCGACUCAUCUGAUAGGGCCCCAAGACUAAUCUCCACCACCACUGUCAACAUUGACCUCAACACCCACGACAGCGUCACCGUCCAAGAGUUUCCCGAUAAAAUCAACAAGUUCCUGGACUACGUAAAUGCCACGUACUUUGAAGGUGGCCUUGACGUGACCAGCAAAGACGCCUUCAAGUCCUCCAUGUACAAGAGUUAUGCUCCUCGUCAAGGAAGCGGGACUCGUGGCAUAAG
Messenger RNA from Procambarus clarkii (red swamp crayfish), 1014 nucleotides. NCBI's taxonomy places the organism in Eukaryota, Metazoa, Arthropoda, Malacostraca, Decapoda, Cambaridae. The record is from RefSeq and is a predicted model, not a curated record.